Saccostrea cuccullata (small rock oyster) is the source of this 1975-nucleotide messenger RNA. RefSeq lists its product as uncharacterized. Gene Ontology annotation, molecular function: zinc ion binding. Lineage: Eukaryota; Metazoa; Mollusca; Bivalvia; Ostreida; Ostreidae. The record is from RefSeq and is a predicted model, not a curated record. The transcript is spliced from 2 exons. Bases 124 to 1791 code for a protein of 555 amino acids.
CAGAAAGGAAGCAAAAAAACCCAGCUGAAGUGCGUACUAUUCAGAUUAAAUAGCGAGAUGGGAGAUGUAAUUGGGCGAUUAAACGCUUGUGCUACCAAAGGAAAAUUUCAGAAGUAACUUCUAAUGACAAUGGCAUCUCCCACAAACAUGGCACAAGAGGUCAUCACCUGUGACCUUUGCCCUAAGCCUACUCAGCAGUUCUGUAAUAACUGUCAAGUAAGUUUAUGUGUGGACUGUGUCAGUAAACAUGUGGACAAAUCAAAUUCGAAAUCCCAUGAUAUUGUUUAUUUCACCAAUAGGAAGAUACAGCCAAAGUUUCCGGACUGUAAAUUUCACUCAAACCAGCGAUGUGAGGCCCACUGCCAACAAUGUGAUGUCCACGUGUGUUUUCAAUGUAUUUUUGGUCCACAUAAUGGCCACAAUGUAAAGAAAUUGCAAGAAAUUUUCAAUGAACAGAAAAUGAAAAUUGAAUUUGACAACUGGGAAAUUAAAUCAAACAUCUAUCCAGAGUAUAAGAAGAAAAUAGAAUAUACAGAGAAGAGAAUAUCCAAAACAACUCGUGAAUUUGAAAAGCUUGAAAACGAAACUGAAAAACAGAGAAAGCAGUGGCACCAAGAAGUUGAUAACAUCUUCAACAACCUUAGUUCUUCGAUCAAGUCCCUGUCAGUAAAGUAUCUUUCUUCUUUAAACGAGCACCAUAGAAAAUUAAGGAAAAAUAUUCAAGAUAUGAAAGAAACCUUUGAACAAAACAAAGAAAUCUUGAAGACAAACAGAGUGUCUGAGGUCAACAACUACAAAUCCAAACUGACGGAAUACAGAAACAUACCUGCUGAUGUCUUUAUCGACAUUCCCUCAUUGAUCAUGACAACAAUCAAUGAUAAAGAAUUUGGCCUAGAGUUAGGAGAAUACAGGGUUACAUUAAAGCAGACGACAUCAUCCAGUUUGGAGAAUGGAGUCUCCUGUUUAUCCACAAAAGAGUUAAGAGAUAAAGCAAGAGUCAUAUUUAUCAUUCCCACUGAAGUUAUACCACUGUGGGAAGUAGCCUGUGUUGGGAAAGAUGAAGUAUGGAUUAGCGGUGAACACAGCGUCAUAGAACGUGUUGACACGUACGGAUCUCAGCAGAAAUGUGAGAUAGGCCAGUGCUGUCCGGAUGACAUUUGUGUGACCAAACGGGGAGAACUAAUUUACAGCGAUUCUAUCAAGAGCACAGUUAAUAUUGUCAGAUCUGGGAGGACAAACCCUAUGGAAAUGAUGACCACACCACAAGGCUGGAGACCAUUCAGACUGUGUUGUACCAGGUCAGGAGACAUUCUGGUUAGUGUGAAAGGUAACAUCCAAAAUAAAAUAUUACGUUACGAGGGAAAUUCCGGUAUACUGAAAGAGGAAAUAGAUAAGGAUGCCUAUGGAUUUCCAAUCUUUGAAGAAGGCUGCAAUAUACUAGCUAUGGCAGAGAACAACAAUGGUGACAUCUGUUUCUGUACCGAUAAUACAAAUGUCCUGAUCGCGGUGAACAAGGCAGGAAAAGUUCGAUUCCGAUACGAUGGUACUCCAGCUAGGAGAAGAAAGACGUGUAGUUUUAGACAGGUUGUGACAGAUGCCGUGAGUCAGAUCAUUCUGACGGACUACAUCAAUGGUUGUCUACACAUCCUGCAUCACAACGGACAGCUCCUAAGAUGUGUGGAUAACUGUGGACUAGAUAAACCAUUUGGUUUGAGUCUGGACAGUGAGGGGAGGUUGUGGGUAGGAUUGGCGAAUUCAGGAGAAGUGAGAGUGAUUGAGUAUAUGGAGUAGACUGUGUUUAUGUUAAUAACAGUGAAAGGAACAGUCCAAUUACAGUAUACCCGUGACCAAUGUAUAGUAUUACAUGUACAGGAAUACAUGGACAGUCAACAUACAUCUUCUGUAGUUUCUAUCUAGGACCAUCAAAACAUCUGAUAUCGGACAAUAAGUGUGGCUUUGAAUCAGGUGUACAUCU